This is a messenger RNA of Limulus polyphemus (Atlantic horseshoe crab), 2561 nucleotides long. Its product is annotated as protein turtle-like. The annotation marks the transcript as partial. Gene Ontology annotation, molecular function: protein binding. The record is from RefSeq and is a predicted model, not a curated record. Gene Ontology annotation, biological process: cell-cell adhesion. The transcript is spliced from 14 exons. Lineage: Eukaryota; Metazoa; Arthropoda; Merostomata; Xiphosura; Limulidae.
GCCGUGCCUCCAUCACGGUUCCACCACGUAACACCACAAAAGUGGUGAAUCAAAAGGCAGAGUUCAUCUGUGAAGCUAAGGCACUGCCAACCAAUCUAACUCACCGCUGGUUUUACAACAACAUCGAAAUUUCUCAAUUGUCUUGGCUUGAAACUCGUACCUUAGUUCGGCGUGAUGGCACGUUGUUUAUUAAUCCCACAUCGGCAGAAGACUCGGGCAAGUACACUUGUGAGGUUUCAAAUGGUAUCGGCGAACCAGAGACGGCCUCUGCUUAUCUCAGUGUGGAAUAUCCAGCUCGUGUGGUCCAUUCACCAAGCCCUCAGUAUCUUCCACUUGGAAAUCCUGGCAUGGUAAUUUGUGACGUCAAGUCUAAUCCACCAUUUCAGUUUGUUACUUGGACUAAGGACAGCACACCAUACCAAGUUGAUGAACACCAUGGCGUGAUUAGUCUAAAGAAUGGAUCCCUACUGAUCCAAAGAGUAAGCCAUGUUCACCAAGGAAUGUACAGGUGCACACCGUACAACAUUCAUGGAACAGCCGGCACAUCUAGCAGAAUGGAAGUAUUUGUACGAGAGCCUCCCAUGUUCACAAUAAAACCAAAUGGAAUCUAUCAGAGUCUUCUAGGCUCUGAAAUUACCAUACCUUGUGAUGGUAGAGGACAACCUAAACCUGUUAUUAUGUGGAGAAGAAUGUGGCUUGACAGGAACAACAUGACUAUCGGGGUCCAAAUACCACCUCCUUGUCCAGAAAUCCAUCUCUUCGUAGAUGCUUCUCUCCACGGAUGUGGUGCUUUACUUCAGGGGCAGGAAUUCCAGGAUAUUUGGACAGACUAUGAAUCUACCUUGCAUAUCAACAUUUUCAAACUUCUUGCGAGUUUAGUGGAUAUUUCAGGAAUGCCACAUGCCCCUACCAAUGUCACAGUGAACACAAGUGCUUCCACUGCUACCCUCUCUUGGCUUCCAGCAUAUGAUGGGAGAUACCCACAGUCAUAUAUUAUUUGUUACCGCGUUGCUAACGAAGGAGCAAAUCCUUGGCGUACAAUGAGUGUCCCAGAUGGUGCUACUACUUUUACUUUAUAUCGUCUGGAUCCAGACACUGAGUAUGAAUUCAGAGUACAAUCUAGAAAUGCUCUUGGAAAAGGCAUGUACAGUGCAGUUAUUAGAGCCAAAACUAGUACAGAAGACUUUUUAGGAAAUUCUUCUACACCUACUACUGAUAAUGGUGCUCCUCCCAAUGGCCCUGUACAAAAGCCUUUGGGCCCCAAACCAUUUUCGCCAGAAGAUAUCAUAGUCAAGAAAAGAGCUGAUGGGGUGCUCAUUUUGUGGAAACCACCAUUUGACCAAACAAUCCCUGUGGCCUUUUAUUAUGUGGAAUAUCGUGUUGAAUCAGAACCAUGGAAACGUUGGGGACCUAUCAAAGAUAGAACUUCUUAUUUAGCAAAGAAGGUUCCCCCUGGUACGUACAAGUUCCGGGUAUGGGCUUAUUCCAAUAAAGAAAUAGGCUCACCUAGUCCUGAAAUUUCUUUGACUAUUGAAGGUGUCAGCCCUGAAGUCACAAAAAGCCGGGCUAUUACUGCUGGAGUGGUAGGAGGAAUCUUGUUUCUCAUAGCAGCCAUCGUUUUAUCUGUGUGUGCAGUCAAAAUAUGCAAUAAAAGAAAGCGACGAAAAGCUGAAAAAGCUUAUAUGAUGGUUACAUGUCCAGUUACAGAUGCCAGGAAUGGGGGUCAUUCUCAUGGGGGAAGCCCUUCACCUCUGAAAAAGUCCCCAUGUCAUCAAAGAAGAACAAAAGCUAGUGAAGAAGGAUGUACCAUUGGUAGAAACGACAGUAUUGCAACAACAGGAGGGUCAAGCAGAUUUGUUUGUGAGAGAAUCAAAUGAACACGGAGAGCAAAGAAGAGGCUCGAACACAAAUGUAAACCAAAGAAACAAAGUCUUUACUUGUACACACACACACACACAAAGUCUUUGGUAUUUACAUAUAACAGAAGUUUUCUGGAUGGUGUCAGUGUUGUUUUGACUGUGCAAAAGACAGAAAAAUUGUCUAUAAUACAUUGGUAAGUCAGACUAAAGUCUUACAUUAAAAACAUCUUUGAACAUUCCCAUUUUACAUGUUCAAGAGGAGUUGAAUUCCCAACUCACAACUUGUACAAAGCUUUGCACCAUCCUUUAAACCUCAAGGGAGGAAUGACACAGAAGCAUUUCCUAGCAAAUAUAAGCUCUAUGAAAGAGCCAGUUUGAUAAGUAACCUUAUUGGUUUAGGAUUUUCACAUCCUGUUCACAAAAACAUUAAGUAAAUACAGAACACUUGCACGAAAAGUAUUGAAAUAUUAACUUUAUUUAGAUUAUGUGCAUGAUACUAACUCAAGAAGAAGGCUUUUAUACAAGUCUUUGGUGAUUAUGGUGCUCAACUCGUAAUUUCUGGAUCAAAACAUCGCCAACGGUGCCCACUCUUUCAGCAGGACAGAAUAAUCUGAUGGUCCAUCCCACUAUUCAUAUGUAAAGUGUAGCCCAAGAAUAAGUGGUGGGUGGAGUUAACUAGUUGCCUUCCCUCUAAUCUGUCAC